Messenger RNA from Striga asiatica, 813 nucleotides. Lineage: Eukaryota; Viridiplantae; Streptophyta; Magnoliopsida; Lamiales; Orobanchaceae. The record is from the annotation of a GenBank genome assembly.
AUGAACUCAUGUGCUAAAACCAGCCCCUUCCUCGGAAACAACACGUGCGUGACCAUUUUCUUCGCACCGGACAUAAAAGGACACAAGCCUUUUUCUGUGCGAACAUGUCUAUUUGUCUGUGGAUUAUUGCCAAUACCGAGGAGACCGUGCUUCCACAUCUACUGUGCCCACAAUGCAUCCAACGUCAUAUUCACGGUCAAGGAUGACAACCCGAUUGGUGCCACUCUAAUCGAGAGGGCCUGUGUGCCUGUCGACGAGCUCGUGGACGCCGAAGAAAUUGACCGGUGGGUUGAGAUACUUGACGAGAACAAAAACCCGAUAAGAGAGAAUCCAAGAUCCACUUAUUGGACGUCUCUCAUGACCGCAACUGGGACCGCGGGAUCAAGAGUGCCAGAUACCCUGGUGUAUUGUACACUUUCUACUCCCAGAGAACAAAUAAUCGUGUCUCCUUAUACCAGGACGCUCACAUUCCAGAUAACUUCAUCCCUCGGGGGAACGUACUAUGAGUCGCACAGAUGCUGGGAAGACGUUUUUUAUGCCAUCACAAAUGCUAAGCACCUGAUAUACAUCACGGCCUGGUCCGUGUACACUUUCAGAUUUCGACCAUGUUACCAUCAGAGAAUUGUUGUGGUCGUCAGUGAUUUGCCGAGCGGGCAAUCGGAUAAGAGAAGGAUUGUGAGUUUUGUGGGCGGCAUCGACCUUUGUGACGGGAGUUAUGACUCGCCUUUCCACCGGAAAACAUGUCGGUUGGGAAAUUCGUCGAACAAUGAUGGGCAUAGUCGAUUUGUCCAAGCUUCGAGCCCACAUGGAUGA